GCGCUGAAAGGAGAGAAGUGGGGCUGGCUGAUGCCUUGCCCCUCGCCUUGCCCCUCGCCUGCGGGUAGUCCCGCGCAAAUGGCAGGUGCUGUGGUGCCAGUGCCAGAUCCCUCCGUCGAUUUGGGUAGCGGACUCGUGCCAUGGUCUUGGCAGCCAAGGGACUCAUACCCAGGUUCCGCAGAUUUCACAGGAGAGCCCUACAUGGCGCAGAAGAUCCUGGCCCUGGAGGAGCAGCUUCUGAUGGCCAGGCGAGAUCGUGGGGAACUCGAGCUUCGAGUUAGCCGAGUUGGCGAACAGCUUGACCGGAUUUGGCAGGACCUAGCCGACGAACGCCGUGAGCGUCAGGUAGAAGCCAACGAGGAGCGCAUGCUGCGCAUGUCAGAGACGGCCGAAUUGAGAGAGGGCUUGGAAAAGCUCAACAAGGCUGUGCGCCUGGAUUCGGAGAUUGGAAUUGUGAACGACAUCCCUGUGCUUGAGACCUUUCUGGAAGAGGAGCCGGAGGAUCAGCAGAUUCCAGAGCUCACUGCAGAAGGUGUCCAGGCAGUGCGAAGACGGGGGAAGACAGCAGUGGAGUCCGCUGCCAAGCAUGCUGAGGCGCAGCUGAAGCGGGUGGUGGCAGACGCCAAACGCGCGGAGGCGAUGGUGCGUCGUGAGGUAGGCCGUGCCAUCGCAGAUGCGCGGGCGUAUUUGGAAGACACAGGCCAUCAGCAACAGGAGUUCUGGGCUGCCCGGCAGCGCAUGGCAGCCUUCUCCAGGGAGAGCUCAAAAGCCAAUGGCGAUGCGUCCAUGGAAUGCCUGGCCUUGCGCCUGGACAGUCUGGAGAUGCACCUGCGAGCGAGGUUGGAGGCCAAUGAGCGAGGCUUCGAUUCCAUCCAGCAGUGCGUCGACAGUCUGCAGUCCAUGCCCUCCCAAAUGGAGGGCCUUCUCGGCCAAGAGAUCGAGGGCGUACGCGUGGAACUGAAGGACUCGCAAGAAAAGCUCCGCCUGGAAAUCAGCCAAAUGGCGAGAGGGGAGAUGGAGCAAAAGGUGAAGCAGGCCAUUGCAGAGGUCCGCACAGAGAUAGCCACCACGCUGCAGCUGGAGGCCAAGCAGAUGCGGGAGGAGUUUGCGCGCUCACGCUCGGAUGAGGCAUACCGCCAGACCCUUCGCAUUCACGCUAUGGAGGAGCGAAUUGCAGCGAUGGAGAGUGGUGACGUGCCGGUAAACAAGCAUGGUGACGAGGCCAGUGGUGUGGUGGCGCAGCUCAAAGAAGGCCUGGAGGAGAUUGGGACCUCCCUGAUCAACCUGCGGAAAGAGAAUUUGCAGUCGCGGCUCGAGGCUCAAAGUGAGGUGAAGUCUUUGAGGAAGGAUCUGGAUGAGAUCGCCCGGCGCAUGACGGAGAGUUCUGCAGCAGACCUGGCGGACUUACACCAACGCUUUAAUUUGGUGGAGGAGAAGUUGCGCGUCGUCGAGUCAAGUUCGUGCGUGAAGACAGAGGCGACCAACGGCAUUGCGAAGGAUGGAGAGGCCAUGCAGAACCUCCACCGUCUCAAUGAUGUCCUGCAGGAGGUGGACAACAUGAAGCGGUGCUUAGAGGAGCUGGCUGUCCGCCUUUGCCAGGAAAGCAAGCAAGCCGAGCCGGGCGCGCGCAAUGUCCGACCACAGGCCCAGGCAACCUCCCCGCCAGCCUCCUAUGUGACCCCGCCCAUCGGCUCCUGGGUGGCUCCAAGGCAAGAUGCUGCAACACCUGGGCCGGUGGUGGGGCCGUCGAAAAGCGAGGCUCUGUCCAGCAAGAGCCGCCAGAUGUCACCUCCUUCAGUACACCGGGGAGUGGUGCAGCGAUCCGUGUCGGUGCCCAUGCUUCGGCCCUUUGACCCUCCCGGCUCAAUGGCGUAUGGCUUCCCAAACUCGCAGGGGCCGCAAGGGCCACAGGGCCUGACCAAUGGCAGCCUGAAGCUGCAGCCACAGCAAGGUUAUGUCAGGGCGGUAUCGCCGCAACAGCGAGCACCAUCACCGACGCCGAUGCAGAAGCCAGCGGAUUCACCGUAUGUUCGAUAUCGGCCAGUCAAGCUUCAGGCGUCCGGUACUGCAGUCCCUGGCCGGCCAGUCCGACGAUAAAUCUGGACAGCAGCUGCCACGAGUUCUUUUGGAUCGACUGUGAAACGGUUAGGCCAAUGUACGAAUUCACUUACAGAGAAUGGAUGAGAAUCAGCACACACGUCGCA
Molecule: messenger RNA, 2204 nt
Organism: Effrenium voratum
Lineage: Eukaryota; Dinophyceae; Suessiales; Symbiodiniaceae
Source: the annotation of a GenBank genome assembly